AUGAAGUUUCCUCUGUUGAUGCUGGUCCUACAGGCCGCUGCCUCUGGAGCCGUUCCUCUGACUAACUCCACAGGCUCUGAGGAGAACGAUGUGCUCUUCGCUGAAAGGUACCUGGCAUCCUUUUACGGUUUUGUCAUGGAUGGAGUUCCAGUGACAAAAAUGAAAGUCAGUCCGAACUUGAUGAAGAAUAAACUUCAGGAAAUGCAGCAGUUCUUGGGGCUGAAAGUGACUGGGAGACUGGACGCCUCUACUCUGGACAUGAUGCACAUGCCCCGAUGUGGGGUUCCUGAUGUCCACGAGUUCAGGACACUGGCAGGGAGGCCAGUGUGGAGGAAACGCUUUCUCACCUACAGAAUCAACAGUUACACUCCUGACAUGAAGCCUGCAGAUGUUGACUAUGCCAUCCAAAAAGCUUUUCAAGUAUGGAGUGAUGUGACUCCCCUGAAAUUCAGGAAAAUUCACUCAGGAGAGGCUGACAUUAUGAUCGGAUUUGCCUCUGGAGCUCAUGGAGACUUCAGUCCUUUUGACGGCAGAGGGGGAAUCAUAGCCCAUGCUUUCGGACCCGGACCCGGUAUUGGGGGAGACACACAUUUCGACGAGGCUGAAACCUGGACUGCGAACUACAGAGGCACAAGCUUGUUCCUAGUUGCUGUUCAUGAGCUUGGCCAUUCCUUGGGUCUUGGCCAUUCCAGUGAUCCAAAAGCCAUAAUGUUCCCUACUUACAGUUACGUUGACCCCAACACCUUUCGCCUCUCUUCUGAUGACGUACGUGGCAUUCAGUCUCUCUAUGGAGGUCCAGAAAGGCGCCAACCCCCAUCACAUGCUGACACUACAGAAUCGGCCACCUGCAACCCCAGUCUGAGUCUUGACGCUGCCACUACUGUGGGAAAUAAAAUCAUUUUCUUUAAAGACAGAUACUUUGGGUGGAGGAAUCCUGAGAGUCCAAAGAGCAAUAUUAGUUUAAUUUCUUCUUUCUGGCCAACCUUACCAUCUGGCAUUCAAGCUGCUUAUGAAAUUGGAGACAGAAAUCAAGUCUUUCUUUUUAAAGAUGAUAAGUAUUGGGUAAUUAGCAACUUAAGACCACAACGACUCUAUCCCAAGAAUGUACGUUCGUUGGGCUUUCCUAACUUUGUGGAAAAAAUUGAUGCAGCUGUUUUUAAUCCACUUCUCUAUAAGACCUACUUCUUUGUAGGUAAUCAAUAUUGGAGGUACGAUGAGAGGAGACAACUCAUGGACCCCGGUUAUCCCAAAUUCAUUACCAAAGCCUUUCUGGGCAUUGGGCCUAAAAUCGAUGCAGUCUACUAUAAUAACAGACACUACUAUUUCUUCCAAGGAUCUCAUGUAUCGGAAUAUGAUGUCCUAUCCCAUCGUGUCACCAAAAGGCUGAAACACGAUAUCAAUUUAGGUUGUUAG
This is a messenger RNA of Puma concolor (puma), 1413 nucleotides long. It is a transcript of the gene MMP12, whose product is annotated as matrix metallopeptidase 12. Gene Ontology annotation, biological process: collagen catabolic process; extracellular matrix organization; proteolysis. The record is from RefSeq and is a predicted model, not a curated record. Gene Ontology annotation, cellular component: extracellular matrix. Lineage: Eukaryota; Metazoa; Chordata; Mammalia; Carnivora; Felidae. Gene Ontology annotation, molecular function: metalloendopeptidase activity; zinc ion binding.